UGUUGAAAGUUUGCUUACCCUGUUGACCAUUUGGUACUGAAAUCGAUUAGCUUGUUUUUGCGUCAUUCCUACAGCUUACGCCACAGAUGCACUCAGAACGCGUGCUACGCCGUUGCGGCGGAGCGCUUUGCACCUUAUCUCACAGCGAAACCCAAGUAUCCAGGGUCGCUGCUGCCGCACCUCACCGGACAAGAGGUCGCAAAAAUGGAAUACGUUUUACAAAUUCAUCAAGAUUCGUGAGGAUGAGCUCGACGAAAUCUAGGACAAUACAUUCUUCCUCUACCAGGUCCUCAACCCACCACACCACCGCCACAUCGCUUAAUACAUCUAAUGAAGCACUCGUGCCGCCUCAAACACAAACAGGCAAGAUGGCCACCGUUGUUGUCAAAAAUAGCAGUUGCUUGUCUGUUUUGCCUCUGAAGACUGUCCUCCGCUCCUUGGCAGUAACAACCGUUUCUUCCUCGCCUCUACUCCUCAAUCCAUCUCUGGCAAUCAUGUCCGGAUUGGCUCAUAGCAAGAGCCCAUUACUGAACCCUGAUCGAAACCCCAUAUUGAGAUGGGCACUUAAAAAGACGUUUUAUGCGCAAUUUUGCGCCGGCGAGAACCCCUUGGAGGUUCGGCAAACCAUCGCCGGGCUGAAGAAGAUUGGUUUCACCGGCGUCUUGCUUGGCUAUGCAAAGGAGGUGGUCCUUAGCGACAAGGAGACAAAGGAACUUCACUCAUGCACAGAAGGCAAAGCUUCCGAGGAGUGUACGCAAAAAGAGGUUAUACCGUGGGCCGAAGGAACCAUGGAGACAGUUAGGCUUGUCAGCCCUGGCGAUUUCGUCUCGGUAAAAUUCACGGGAGCAGGAAGACAAGCCCUAUUCUCGUUGUCGGAGAAACUCCCCCCACCACCCGCCCUCGCCAAAGCCAUAGACGACAUUUGCAAACUGGCAGCCGCCCGCGGCGUCCGCCUCCUCUUUGACGCCGAACAGCAGGCCCUGCAGCCCGGCAUCGACGACUGGACCAUGCACUACAUGCGCAAGCACAACGCACCGGGCCGCUGCGUCGUCUACAACACGUACCAGGCCUACCUCAAGGCCACGCCGUCCGUGCUGGCAUCGCACCUGCGCGCCGCAGCCCAGAGCGCCGCCGAGGGCAAACCGUUUGCGGUCGGCGCCAAGCUCGUCCGCGGCGCCUACCUCGGCUCGGACCCGCGGCACCUGAUCCACGACACCAAGGCCGACACGGACGCGUGCUACGACGGCGUGGCGGCCGCGCUCCUGCGCCAGCGCUGGGAGGGACCCCUCGCCGGCAAGGACGAGGGCAGCGAGUUCCCCGAGGUGCACAUGGUCCUGGCGUCGCACAACUCGGAGUCGGUGUGCAAGGGCCGCGAGAUCAUCAAGCGCGGCGAGGCCAGGACCACCGAGGUGGCCUUUGCGCAGCUGCAGGGCAUGGCCGACGAGGUCAGCUGCGAUUUGAUCGCGAGCGCCUGCGAGAAGGACGCCGCAGCCGUCAAGUCGUACAAGUACCUCGUCUGGGGUACCACGGGCGAGUGCAUGAAGUAUCUACUCAGGAGGGCGCACGAGAACAGGGAUGCGGUGCAGAGGACGCGGAGCGGACGGGAUGCCAUGGCUGCCGAGGUCUGGCGGAGGUUUGGAAGGUUCUUUGGACUUGGCGCAUGAGGCUAGUCAUACAAGCCUUCUCAUAUACUGUCUAUCUAGAGUAAUGUUGGUGGUUCUCUGGGAUUUAGCGGAGAGGCGUCUUUUCCUUGCGUAUUGGUUUACACAGCAUUGCUAGUCAUACAGCUUUACAAAAAAAGAGAAGAAAAAUUCGUUAUCAACGACCAGAAUAGCAGGCACAUCUUGGAAGUCG
Messenger RNA from Pyricularia oryzae 70-15, 1854 nucleotides. RefSeq lists its product as uncharacterized. The record is from RefSeq and is a predicted model, not a curated record. NCBI's taxonomy places the organism in Eukaryota, Fungi, Ascomycota, Sordariomycetes, Magnaporthales, Pyriculariaceae. The coding region runs from base 87 to 1664 and encodes 525 amino acids. The transcript is spliced from 2 exons. Gene Ontology annotation, molecular function: proline dehydrogenase activity; FAD binding. Gene Ontology annotation, cellular component: mitochondrion.